AUGCGAAAAGCCCCUGUUCUACCUUUCUUCCCCACGAGAGUACAGAAGCCCACCGCCCAUAAUCUCACAUCCCGAAAGGCCUGGUCACCAGAAGAAGACAAGACAAUUGUUCAGCUUCGAAAUCAACGUGUUGGAUGGUUAUCCAUCAGCAAGCAUUUUAAUGAGAGAAGCCCUACUGCUUGCCGUCUCCGUUAUCAAAAUUAUUUGGAGCGAUGGGACAAUUGGGACGACGAAAAGAAAACCCAGUUGGCGCGACAGUAUCUUAGACAUGGAUCGGGUUUAUGGUUAAGAAUAGCUAAGAGUAUGGAUGUUCCGCCGCGCGCAGCAGAGGGUAUGUUUUGGGAGCUAGGGGAUAAGGAGAUCGCUCGCCGCGCCGGAACUAUAUUCUCCUCACAUCGUCCCGAGAAUUCUUCAUCUUGCGUUAGCAUCCAAAGUGAGAGCUUUUCUGUCAGUGACAUGUCAGAGAGGAGCGGCGGGACGGUUUUUAACAAGAAGCCAAUCAUUCAACUUCCCUCGCUAAAGGAUGUACUUUCAAACCUUUCUGCAUGUCCAAUGGCGAACCAGCUUCCAGCAAUCCAGUCUUCGUUAAGUUGA
This is a messenger RNA of Penicillium antarcticum, 594 nucleotides long. Its product is annotated as SANT/Myb-like DNA-binding domain-containing protein. NCBI's taxonomy places the organism in Eukaryota, Fungi, Ascomycota, Eurotiomycetes, Eurotiales, Aspergillaceae. The transcript has 2 exons. The record is from RefSeq and is a predicted model, not a curated record. The coding region runs from base 1 to 594 and encodes 197 amino acids.